CAUGCUCCCGGAGGUCAAAAGGUAUACAUCAGAACACAUCGGAAGGAAAGUCACAGACGAUAUAAUAAACUAUAUUUAGAGUAAUCAGGUUCUCUAAAGUCCUGCCAUUGACUGCAUUGUCGUUGUUGCCGCACGAGAAGGACUAUGAAUCCACUCAGUUCAGAGAAGGAAACAUUGAUGGAUGAAAUCGAAAAGAGUUUAUGGAAUUUAACUGAGGACAAUUUACGCUACAUGUGUGAACGUUGUGGAAUGGAUGGCCCUGAAAUUAAAGGGAUGAAUCAUCGCUUAUUAAGGCGUAAAGUCAUGGAGGAAAUGUGGGACAAUACGGAGUCAAUGAAAUCAGAGGAGCAGGGAAUGUCUUGGUUAGUCCAACUGAAAGAGGACAUCAGGAGGACACAGGAGGAGGGUAGCAGUGCACUCAUGAGUCCCAGCCAAUCGGAGGAUGUAGACCGCAAUGAAGAACACAACAAGGGGGACAGGGAUUGGUUGCCGAGCAACGGACUGACAGCGGAACCCUUGCAUCCCAGCCAAUGUGAUGAUGAUGCUGUCGACUGCGAUGAAGAUUGGAAUGAAGAGGGAGGAGCUGGGUUGCUUAGCAAUGGACUGGAGGCGGAGUCAGCUCCAGAGAGCCACAGUUACGACAAGCCUCCACCACCCCUCUCCCCUCUCCCAGAGUCUCCAGGUCAUGCCUCUACCCACAGGGCCUUAUUGUGCGGUCUGAAGAGGGUGUCUGUACGGCUCGACGACUGCAGGAAGACACCGGGGCAGAGUAGCCAUAUAAUACACAAGACAACACAGACGGGAGAGAAACCCCACAGCUGGUCUCAUGCUGAACAACACAAAACCCUCUCAGGAGACAGGCCUGGCUCCCAUAUCUGUGAUCACUGUGGGAAGAAUUUUGUCACAGCUACCAAUCUGAAAACACAUUUACUGUGUCUGUCUGGAGAGAAACCUUACAUGUGCUCUGAAUGCGGAAAGAGAUUCACGCAGGCCGGCAAUCUUAAGAGACACCAGAGAACUCAUACUGGGGAGAAGCCGUUUGUUUGUCCUCGUUGUGGGAAAGACUACAAUGAUUCUGGAAACUUAAAGAAACACAUGAGGUCCCAUGCUGUUAAACAACACACAGGGAACCCCAAAGUGAAACCUUACCUCUGCUCUGAUUGUGGGAAGCAAUUCAUUGGAAAACAAAGCCUUGAAUAUCACCGAGAGGUUUUUCACACAGAUCACCCUCACCGCUGUGGUCAAUGUAAGAAGAGCUUCAUAACUGCAGCAAGAUUGGAAUCGCACAUAAAAACAAGACACCCGCCAACUGAUCCUCUGAAGAAUCCACACGUGUGCUUAGAAUGUGGAAGGGGAUUCCCUGUGGCCGCUAGUCUUAAAAGACACCUGAGAAUUCAUUCUGAGGAGAAACCGUACUCCUGCCCUCAGUGUGGAAACAGUUACAGUGAUCGUGGAAAUUUAAAGAAACACAUCAGAACUCACACAGAGGAGAAACCUUACCACUGCUCGGUGUGCGGGAUGAAGUUCCGUCAUACAAAAACGUUACAACGGCAUCACCAGGAGAACCACAAGGGGGAGACACUGGGUCCCAUCCACAGACACCAAGACCCUCUUCCAUGCCCCCACUGCGGGGAGGUGUUCUCUACCAAGGCUCUUCUAAAGGAUCAUGUACGGACCCACCCUAGCCGGGUCCACUGCUCCCAGUGCGACAAGACCUUUUCCAAUAAAGGUAACUUACUUGUUCAUCAGAGGAAACACACUGGAGAGAGGCCUUACCUUUGCCCUCAGUGUGGGAAGAGUUUCUCUCUGGCAGGGAGUUUAAAACUUCAUCUCCGGAUUCAUGCGGGUGAGAAACCUUACUGCUGUACUUACUGUGACAAGAGAUUCACAAGGAAGGGCCACUGCAAUAGCCACAUGCGAAUCCACACUGGAGAGAAACCGUACCAAUGCCCUGACUGCGGCAGGAGGUUUGCUGACGGUAACGUCCUGAAAAACCACCGGCGUACCCACACAGGAGAGAAACCGUUCCAGUGCCGCAUGUGUGAUAAAGCCUUCGCCCAGUUGACCAGUCUGAAGAAACAUCAGGAGACACACAGCCAUAAUCACACUGUAAGAUAAAGCCUUGGCCCAGUUGAGCAGUAUGAAGAAACAUCAGGAGACACAAAUCCAGCCCGUCUCUGUCGGGAAUCGCUACGUACCACACAAUCAGUCCAUCCCUAAUACUUACCCACCCUGUCCCUUCGCUACGUACCACACAAUCAGUCCAUCCCUAACACUUACCCACCCUGUCCCUUCGCUACGUACCACACAAUCAGUCCAUCCCUAAUACUUACCCACCCUGUCCCUUUGGCCUUCACCAUGUUGGCAGUUCUAGGGAGGGAUUUGGGACCAGGGGACUGAAGUUACCAGAGACAAACAGCUGUAAAUACAACUUUGUAUUGCCGACUUCCUCUCAUUAGGGGCCAUCGGAAGGCAUUGGAUCAGGUGUCUUCUUGAUCUCUGGUUUUAAAAGACUUGUCAGCAAUCUUACCAACCAUGACCAGUUCAUUUUAAAUGACAAAUUUGGGUAUCCUGUUAGCCUGACAUCCAGACCUGUUUUGUGCUAACAUUCCACUCUCCAUGCCAUGUUUGGCAUAUUAGAAUGAGAAAAAUGGAUACUGUGUGGACUGUAAAGCACAACUAGACUGCUACCCAGGCUAGUAUCUUGUAUGUCUAACAACUAAUCUUUUUUUCUGUCUCAAACUGAAAUGAUUCUGCUCGGCUCCCCGUUCACGUUGAGUUCACAUUUUAGCCCGGGAGUUUUUGUAAUAACUGGGGAUGUUUAGAUAUGUUGUCCAUUUGAAUUUAUUGCUGAACCCCAACUAGAGUUAAUAAAAAUGGUGACAGCAAUGUGUUGUUGGAGUAGAUUUUUGAGUAAGAAUGUUUAUGCAUAACCUAGGGUCCUAGUAUAACCUAGGGUCCUAGUAUAAUCUAGAUUCCUGGCAUAACCUAGGGUCCUAGCAUAACCUAAGGGUCAAGCAUAAUCUAGGGUGCUAGCAUAACCUAGGGUCCUAGCAUACCCUAGGGGUCAAGCAU
Molecule: messenger RNA, 3075 nt
Organism: Oncorhynchus kisutch (coho salmon)
Lineage: Eukaryota; Metazoa; Chordata; Actinopteri; Salmoniformes; Salmonidae
Product: gastrula zinc finger protein XlCGF26.1-like
Exons: 3
Coding region: 145-2118 (657 amino acids)
Source: RefSeq, a predicted model, not a curated record